GCUUCUCUCUUCCCUAUUCCAUUUUCUGAAAGGGACAUCCGUGCAUGUCAUCCGUUCCAGACUGCAAUUUACUUGAAAUUGGCAAUGAGUCAGUUCGUCGAUAAAAUGGGAAAGACUUCGUCCAAAGUCUCAUCUGGUCACUCGUGUCUACCGAGUCCGUAAUUUCACCAGUUGCGGAUUUCCCAUAGCCAUUCUGUCUUUGCAAAGUCACCAGAGCCCUCUGUCGCUUCUCUGCUACAGAAUGCUCAGGCUGUUUGUUGUCUUGGUUCUAGUCGGAUUGCUGUUAGCGUCCCUUGCCUCCUGGGUGAUAGACAGCUAUGAUACGACUUUGCACCUGAAGCGGAGUUUGGGUCAGGUCAGCGCUGAAAAUGCUGCUAAGGUCACUGGGCCCCCAUAUCCGGGUGGUGAACUGAAUAACAUAUUUUGGUUUGUACAGGUAUCCGACAUUCAUAUCAGUCGCUUCCGUGACCCACGCCGUGUUCCAGAUUUUGAGAAGUUUUGCACUGAGACUAUUGAUGUGAUCAAACCUGCUCUUGUACUUGCAACAGGUGACCUGACGGACGCAAAGACAGAAAGUAAAGUGGGUUCCCUUCAGCAUGAAGUAGAGUGGCAAGCUUACCACAAUGUUUUGAAGAGGUCACAUGUCAUGGAGCGCACCAAAUGGAUUGACAUCCGAGGAAACCAUGAUGCUUUCAACAUUAUUUCUCUGGAGAGCGUUAACAACUACUACAGAAAGUACUCGGCAGUACAGAAGGUGGGAUCAUUUCACUACAUCCACAAGACUCCAUUUGGCAAUUACUCCUUCAUCUGUGCCGAUGCCACCCUCACCCCUGGACCCAAGAGGCCUUAUAAUUUCUUUGGCAUUCUUGGCGAGGACCAAAUGAAGCAGCUGGCGGCAUUCCAAGCAGAGAGCGACAGUAGCAACCAGACCAUCUGGUUUGGUCACUACACCACCUCCACCAUCAUCUCUUCCUUCCCUGGCAUCAGGGACUUGAUGAGUUCGGCUGUGGCAUACCUGUGUGGGCACCUGCAUACCCUGGGUGGACUGAUGCCAGUUCUGCACAGCAGGCAUUCGUCCGGUACUCUGGAGCUUGAGCUUGGGGACUGGAUGGACAAUCGCAGAUAUCGCGUGCUGGCUUUUGACCAUGACCUGCUGAGUUUUGCAGACCUCAAAUUUGACGAUUGGCCUGCAGUGAUCAUCACCAACCCCAAGGAGGCGCUGUAUAUGAAGCCCGGCGUGGAGCCUCUGGAACGCAUUCGCAGCUCCACACACAUCAGGUGUCUCCUCUGUGUGAUCCUGGUGUUCUCUGUGGCCCCCAUUAGAGAGGUGCAUGUCACUGUGGAUGGCGCUCCCUGGGGGAUAGCCUACCCAGUCGGAGGUCCACUUUACGUGGUGCCCUGGGACCCCUCACUCUUCAGCAGUGGCUUACACACUAUAUCCGUGGUGGUGGAGGAUGCAGCAGACCGUGUGAAGGUUCGAGAGCAGCAGUUCACCCUGGAGGAGGACCUGACGCCCAGUUUUGGCUUUGUCCAGUCCUUUAUUCUUCUUACUGACCACUACAUUCUGGGACGUCUUGGAUUUGUGACACUGGUGCUGCUCAAUGUUGGUCUUCUUGUGGUGUUCCGAUUCCAGAGUGUUCCGGUCUGCAGAGGGGUCUUGUCUCCAGUGUACACAUCUUUACACCUCGUCAGCAAAACAGACCUAUUCUACUACUCUCUGCUUCUCUUCAACUUGUGCACAGCAAUAGGUCCCUGGUUCAUCGGUGAGGUGAUUGACGGUCAGAGUGGUGCUUGUUUUGCGUAUGGAGUGUUUGUUGAUGGAUACUUCCUGGAGGGCAGCCUCACCUACGUUGUUGGAAUUCUCCAGCUGGUCUUCUUCAACAUCCCCCUGAACUGCUACCUUUGCUGGAGCCUCCACCUGCGCUACCGUGGCAACUCCCUGGGCUCGCACCUGUGCCGGCCGGGCUGCCGGCGCUGGGUGGCGCUGGUGCACCUGGGCAUGCUGGCGCUGUUGCUAUGGCAGGCGUACUCCUGCUACUUCCUGCUGGAGGCGUACGGCGCGCUGGCCUUCGUCCUGUCGCCUGUGCGCACCUGGGCGCUGCUGCUGAGCCUCCUGCUGAUCUACCGCGCCUGGAAGGGCCCCAUGCCACACCUCCGCAGCGACAGCAAGGCCAGCUUGGCCUCGUGACCCUGCGCUAGCGCCAACGCUAGCGGGGAUUUUGAUACUGUACAAUAACGUGUUCGGGUUGGAUUUUUUCUUUUUUUUGUUACUAAAAGAUUGCUAUUAUUUCAGAUGUUCGGGUGCCAAUUUUUUUUCUCUCUCUUAUCUAUAUUCUCCCCCUCUCUCUGACACAAUACCUGCAUUUAUGUUUACCUCAUUAUGUGAAAAAGAAGAACAUUAUAUGCCGAGAGAAACCCAGUGGAGAAGAGUGGUAGCUCAGAACUGACUUUUGUUUGUACUGUGAAUGGUUCCCGUGCUGCUGAGCUCUCGGUCUGGUGACCAGAGCUUGAUCAUUUCUGAUGAUUCCAGGGUUUAGGGUUUAGGUUUAGCUGUUGACAAAUUAUACCUCUCCAGACGAAAUGUUUAACUGAUAGGUGUCUACUCCUCCUCUGCUAACCAAUGCCAUUAGUCCGGCCAGUUGGGCCUGUACCCGGUGCCAAGACAUGGCCAACACUGCCAGUCAACUCCUCUGACAAUCUCCCCACUACACACUUUUCUGUCUUUCACCCUUUUGGCACUUUCAAAGAGUUCCUUGAAUCAUCACACAACCCUGCAAGACAAAUCAGUGGACAGAUCACAUAUAUCUGAUCAAUGUCUGAUUCCUAUACUCAAAUGGCAGCAAUUCUAUUUUUUUUUUUUUAAUUAUUAUGAGAAUUAUUUCAUUUUCAAAAAUUGGAAUCAAUAUUUCAUUAUUUUGUGCUUUGAUUGUGAUCUGUAUGACAAAUUGAAA
Messenger RNA from Alosa sapidissima (American shad), 2951 nucleotides. RefSeq names its product transmembrane protein 62 (gene tmem62). The transcript has 14 exons. Gene Ontology annotation, molecular function: hydrolase activity. Lineage: Eukaryota; Metazoa; Chordata; Actinopteri; Clupeiformes; Clupeidae. The record is from RefSeq and is a predicted model, not a curated record. The coding region runs from base 242 to 2188 and encodes 648 amino acids.